GCGUCGACUCCCCGCUAUCCGUUUGCUCCGCUUCUGCCAAGGAGCUCCUGACUUCCCAGCCUCCGCGCGCGCUGGCGCGCACACACACAAACACACACUCCUCCUCUCGCCGUCCCUCGCCUUUUAUUUAUUUAUUUUGCCCCCUUCUUCUUUCUUUUAAAAAAAGAGAAAUCUUUCUCCUCGCCACUACACCCCUCCUCUUCUCUGGCAGCCUCAGCGCGAGGGGAGAGUUGCAGUUCAUUCGUGGCCUUUGUGGAAUAGGAGCACUGCUCGUAAGGUGACCGGCAGGAGCGGAAAGGAAAGACUCCUUAAGAUUUUCCGGAGAGGUCCGAGCUGGCUGCAUUUAGUUUUCAAGAAACUGGAUCGUGCUUUUACUGCUUUAAUUUUGGGAAAUUUUGAGGAGUCUUACAUUUCUAAUCCUCCAGUCAUCGAUCCAUUUUGGCGUUGAAAAUUGGUGGGGAUAAAAGGCAACUGAUUUCCUGGCCUUUGACAAUCUAGUUAAGUAUCUGACUGACAGGAUGUUGGCACCAGCUUUGGAGGAAUCGAUCAGCCUCAACUCAAGCUCUCUGUCCUGAGACACAACAGCAGGAUGUGCCUUGGAGAAGGGUCUCAGGGUGGAGAAUUUGGAACUGAAUCAAAAUCUACACACUCAGGGAGCUGCGGUUCACAAGGUUGAGGUGAGAAGUCUAUACAACACCAGAAUCUAACAACACCAAAGCUUUGAAAAUUCUUCAUCUGGAAUUUCAGAUUGGAGAGACUCGCGGUGGCUUCUAAGCCAGUGAUCGAAGCCGCCAAAGUAUGCUGGUGCCAAGCUGUCGGAGGAUGCAUGUAGCCAGGCCAGUAGUACUGCUCCUCUGCUUCCUGCUCUGUGCUGAUGCUGAAACACCACCAAAGUUUACAAGAACACCCGUUGACCAGAUAGGAGUCUCUGGGGGAGUCGCAUCAUUCAUCUGCCAAGCUACGGGAGACCCGAGACCUAAGAUUGUCUGGAACAAAAAGGGCAAGAAAGUCAGCAAUCAGAGAUUUGAGGUAAUAGAGUUUGAUGAUGGAUCUGGAUCCGUUCUCAGAAUACAACCACUACGGACUCCACGAGAUGAAGCUAUUUAUGAAUGUGUUGCUUCCAACAGUGUUGGAGAAAUAAGUGUGUCCACAAGACUCACUGUGUUACGUGAGGAUCAAAUUCCUCGUGGUUUCCCCACCAUUGAUAUGGGCCCGCAACUAAAGGUGGUUGAACGCACUAGAACGGCCACCAUGUUAUGUGCAGCCAGUGGGAAUCCUGAUCCUGAAAUAACUUGGUUCAAAGAUUUUUUACCCGUGGACACGAGCAACAACAAUGGACGUAUCAAACAAUUACGAUCAGGUGGUACACCAAUAAGAGGUGCCCUCCAAAUCGAAUUGAGCGAAGAAUCUGACCAAGGCAAAUAUGAGUGUGUUGCAACCAACAGUGCAGGGACACGGUAUUCUGCCCCUGCCAAUCUGUAUGUCAGAGUUCGUCGGGUCCCACCAAGGUUUUCGAUCCCACCCACCAACCAUGAAAUUAUGCCCGGAGGGAGUGUUAACAUCACCUGUGUUGCUGUGGGGUCUCCAAUGCCAUAUGUGAAAUGGAUGCUGGGAGCAGAAGAUCUUACCCCGGAAGAUGACAUGCCAAUAGGAAGGAAUGUCCUGGAGCUAAAUGACGUCAGGCAAUCUGCAAAUUACACUUGUGUUGCUAUGUCUACUCUUGGUGUUAUAGAAGCAAUAGCGCAGAUAACUGUGAAAGCCUUACCCAAACCUCCAGGAACUCCUGUUGUAACAGAAAGCACAGCAACAAGCAUUACUUUGACUUGGGAUUCUGGAAACCCUGAGCCAGUGUCUUAUUACAUAAUCCAACAUAAACCUAAAAACUCUGAGGAACUCUAUAAGGAAAUUGAUGGAGUCGCCACAACUCGAUACAGCGUCGCCGGUUUGAGUCCUUAUUCCGAGUAUGAGUUCAGAGUUGUUGCUGUCAACAACAUUGGGCGGGGGCCACCCAGUGAACCGGUUUCAACACGGACCUCGGAGCAAGCACCGUCUAGCGCACCGCGCAACGUACAAGCCCGUAUGUUGAGCUCAACCACAAUACUGGUGCAGUGGGAAGAACCUGAGGAACCCAAUGGACAAAUACAAGGCUACAGAGUUUAUUACACCAUGGAUCCCUCCCAACAUGUCAACAGCUGGUUGAAACAUAAUGUGGCCGACAGCCAUAUAACCACCAUUGGGAAUCUAAUACCGCAGAAAACUUACUCUGUGAAAGUUCUUGCUUUUACCUCUGUUGGUGAUGGGCCUCUUUCUAGUGACAUUCAAGUCAUCACUCAGACAGGAGUCCCAGGGCAGCCAUUGAACUUCAAAGCUGAACCAGAAUCCGAAACAAGCAUACUCCUUUCUUGGACCCCUCCACGGUCUGACACAAUCUCCAACUAUGAUCUUGUUUACAAAGAUGGAGAGCAUGGAGAAGAGCAGCGGAUUUCCAUUGAUCCAGCUACAACUUACCACUUGCAAGGUCUAAAACCAAAUAGUUUGUAUUACUUCCGUCUGUCUGCACGCUCUCCACAAGGCCUCGGUGCUUCAACGGCAGAAAUAUCAGCUAGAACAAUGCAGUCAAAGCCAUCAGCUCCUCCUCAAGACAUUAGUUGCAAGAGCCCCAGCUCCACUAGUAUUUUGGUAAGUUGGCAGCCUCCGCCAGUGGAAAAACAGAAUGGAAUUAUCACUUCCUACUCCAUCAAGUACACUGGAAUUGAUGGAGAAGAUGACAAGCCCCACGAAAUUUUGGGAAUUGCUCCGGACACGUCACAGUACCUUUUGGAACAGUUGGAAAAAUGGACUGAAUAUCGGAUUUCUGUGACAGCCCACACUGAUGUUGGACCUGGCCCAGAGAGUGAAUCUGUGUUGAUCCGAACAGAUGAAGAUGUUCCUAGUGGUCCUCCUCGCAAAGUCGAGGUAGAGGCUGUCAACUCUACAGCUGUUAAAGUGUUGUGGCGUUCACCAGUGCCCAAUAAGCAGCAUGGUCAAAUCCGAGGGUACCAGGUGCAUUAUGUGAAAAUGGAAAAUGGAGAGCCCAGGGGGCAACCCAUGCUGAAGGAUAUCAUGUUGGCUGAUGCACAGUGGGAAUAUGAUGAUACUACUGAACAUGAAAUGAUAAUAGCGGGAUUGCAGCCCGAGACAACCUAUUCUCUCACUGUGACGGCCUAUACGACCAAAGGAGAUGGAGCACGAAGCAAACCCAGACUGGUGUCCACGACUGGUGCAGUUCCAGGAAAACCUCGGCUUGUAAUUAGCCACACACAAAUGAGUACAGCUCUAAUUCAGUGGCACCCACCUGUCGACACAUACGGUCCUCUGCAGGGCUACCGCCUGAGGUUUGGCCGCAAAGACAUAGAUGCCUUUACGACGCGGGAUUUCACCGACAAGGACGACCACUACACCGCUACAGAUAUUCACAAGGGGACUUCGUAUGUCUUCAGGCUUUCAGCUAGAAAUAAAGUGGGCUUUGGGGAGGAGAUGGUAAAGGAAAUUUCGAUUCCAGAAGAUCUGCCAAGCGGAUUCCCUCAAAACCUGCGCUCGGAAAGUGCCACCUCAACUUCAGUCCAGCUCUCUUGGCAACCGCCCGUCCUAUCAGAAAGAAAUGGUAUUAUCACCAAAUACACUCUGCAGUACAGGGAUAUCAAUGUGGCACAUCACCAAACGGAGAUGUCUGUUGUUCCUGCUGAUAUUACUAUGACGCUUUCAGGCUUAAAACCAGAUACCACAUAUGAUGUAAAAAUACGUGCACACACAAGCAAAGGGCCUGGUCCAUAUAGUCCCAGUGUCCAGUUCAGGACACUACCUGUGGAUCAAGCAGUGUUUGCAAAAAAUUUUCAUGUCAAAGCAGUGAUGAAGACAUCGGUAUUGCUCUCUUGGGAGAUACCAGAGAACUACAACUCUGCUCUGCCUUUCAAAAUCCUGUACGAUGAUGGGAAAAUGGCAGUUGAGGUAGAUGGCCGAGCCACUCAGAAACUUAUCACCAACCUGAAACCUGAGACAUCAUAUUCAUUUGUACUGACCAAUAGAGGCAAUAGCGCUGGAGGUCUUCAGCACAGGGUAACAGCAAAAACAGCACCAGAUGUACUGCGAACCCAACCGCUGUUCAUUGAUAAGACCAAUGUUGAUGGAAUGGUAACAGUGAAGCUACCAGAUGUUCCUGCAAACAAAACUAUAAAAGGUUACUAUAUAGUAAUUGUGCCUUUGAUAAAGAAGUCUGAUGGAAAAUUCAUGAAACCACGAGAGAGCCCAGACGAAAUGGAAUUAGACGAGCUACUUAAAGAGAUAGCACGGAAACGCCGAAGUAUUCGUUUGGGGAGGGAAGCAGAUUUAAAGCCAUAUAUUGCAGCACACUUUGAAGUUCUUCCUACUGAGUUCACCCUGGGGGAUAAGAAACAGUAUGGUGGUUUUGAAAACAAGCAGCUCCAAAACGGCCAAGAAUAUGUCGUCUUUAUUUUAGCUGUUAUGGAACACUCGGAAUCCACCAUGUAUGCAACCAGCCCAUAUUCUGAAACGGUUGUAUCAGUGGAUCUUAACCCCCAGCCAAUUACAGAUGAAGAAGAAGGCUUGAUUUGGGUUGUAGGACCAGUUCUUGCAGUUGUGUUUAUCAUCUGUAUUGUUAUAGCUAUACUCCUUUACAAAAGCAGUAAACCUGACAGGAAAAGGGCAGAGACGGACUCUAGAAAGAGCAGUAUACCUAACAACAAGGAGAUUCCUUCCCACCACCCCACAGAUCCAGUAGAGCUACGGCGCCUUAAUUUUCAGACCCCAGCUUUGAGCAGUAAUUCAGUCCCCUACGCUUCCCUGAUUGGCUCUGUGUCCUCUCUCUCUAGCCAAACUACCACUCAGUCCUUAUAUGAUAAUAACUCUCUCCCACGAUUCGCUCGAAAAGGUAUGGCUAGCCAUCCACCAAUACCUAUUUCAGAACUUGCGGAUCACAUCGAAAGGCUGAAGGCUAAUGACAACCUCAAGUUUUCCCAAGAAUAUGAGUCAAUUGACCCAGGGCAGCAAUUCACAUGGGAACAUUCUAACCUGGAAGUAAAUAAACCAAAGAAUAGAUACGCGAAUGUCAUCGCUUAUGACCAUUCUCGAGUUCUCCAAUCAGCAAUAGAAGGCAUACCAGGGAGUGAUUAUAUAAAUGCUAACUACAUAGACGGCUACAGAAAACAGAAUGCCUAUAUAGCAACACAAGGAGCUCUUCCUGAAACUUUUGGAGAUUUCUGGAGAAUGAUCUGGGAACAAAGGGGCGCAACGGUUGUCAUGAUGACCAAACUGGAAGAGAGGUCCAGGGUGAAAUGUGAUCAGUAUUGGCCGAGCAGAGGAACCGAAACAUAUGGACUGAUCCAGGUGACCUUGUUGGACACUGUAGAAUUGGCAACGUACUGUGUUAGAACAUUUGCACUUUACAAGAAUGGAUCAAGCGAGAAGAGAGAAGUGAGGCAGUUCCAGUUCACUGCCUGGCCUGACCAUGGAGUUCCAGAACAUCCGACGCCAUUCCUAGCUUUCUUACGACGAGUCAAAACCUGUAAUCCUCCCGAUGCUGGGCCAAUGCUUGUUCACUGCAGUGCUGGAGUUGGCAGGACCGGCUGUUUCAUUGUAAUAGAUGCCAUGCUGGAGAGAAUAAAGCAUGAAAAGACUGUAGAUAUUUAUGGCCACGUAACACUAAUGAGAGCCCAGAGGAAUUACAUGGUUCAAACAGAGGACCAAUACAUCUUUAUCCACGAUGCACUGCUUGAAGCAGUGACAUGUGGAAAUACCGAAGUGCCAGCCAGAAACCUGUAUGCAUAUAUUCAGAAGCUGACACAGAUAGAAGCAGGAGAGAAUGUCACAGGAAUGGAACUGGAAUUUAAGCGGCUAGCCAGCUCUAAAGCUCACACUUCAAGAUUCAUCAGUGCCAAUCUUCCAUGUAAUAAAUUUAAAAAUCGCCUUGUUAAUAUUAUGCCAUAUGAAUCCACAAGGAUAUGUUUGCAGCCUAUUCGAGGGGUAGAAGGGUCUGAUUAUAUCAAUGCCAGCUUUAUCGAUGGAUACAGGCAACAAAAAGCCUAUAUCGCUACACAGGGACCUUUGGCAGAAACAACAGAAGAUUUCUGGAGAAUGCUUUGGGAGCACAAUUCAACCAUCGUAGUCAUGCUUACUAAACUGCGAGAAAUGGGCAGAGAAAAAUGCCACCAGUAUUGGCCAGCAGAGCGCUCAGCCAGGUAUCAGUACUUUGUGGUGGAUCCCAUGGCAGAGUACAACAUGCCGCAGUACAUCCUAAGGGAGUUCAAAGUCACAGAUGCCAGGGACGGCCAGUCUCGGACGGUGAGGCAGUUCCAGUUCACCGAUUGGCCUGAACAAGGAGUGCCAAAGUCGGGAGAAGGGUUUAUCGAUUUCAUAGGCCAAGUUCAUAAAACAAAAGAGCAGUUUGGGCAAGAUGGGCCAAUCUCGGUUCACUGUAGUGCUGGUGUUGGAAGGACCGGAGUGUUCAUAACCCUGAGCAUUGUGUUGGAAAGAAUGAGAUACGAAGGUGUUGUAGAUAUCUUCCAGACUGUCAAAAUGUUAAGGACGCAACGGCCAGCCAUGGUACAGACAGAGGAUCAAUAUCAGUUCUGCUAUCGAGCCGCACUAGAAUACCUGGGCAGCUUUGAUCACUAUGCAACGUAAAACAAAAUCCCUGACCAUCCUGGAUUUUUAACUGCAGGCCCUUUAAGAUCCAGAGAGCCUCUUCUGAGCCAUACCGUGUGCUUGAGAAGUACUUCUAAACUCCUAACUAAAGACCAAUUAGUGGGGAAAUAUUAAAAGGAAAAAAAAACUGUUCCAGGUGGACCAACAAUUCACAGUUCAAUAAACCUUACCAGAAACAUAAUAAAAGAAUCCAGACUGGUUGAGGCAUCUGAAGGAUUUCAUUUUACAGAUACCUCAAGGAUUCAGCUUUGGUUGAAGUUAAAGGGAAGAGCAAAUUCUGCAAAGAACCAUCAUCUUGUUCAGGAUUGCAUGAUAGUUAACAACGUGGAACUUGGGAGUCCUGCAAUUCGGUGCGAGAUGUUUGUCCAAGGGCCAGUACCUGGCUGCUCUGAGAAAAGACGAACUCUUUGCUUCAGCGUCUCCCCUUCCUACCAUAUUGCUCAUAAAUAACACUUUGGGGGUGGGGGGGGAAAGGGCGAAUGUUUAAAAAGAAAGUCCUUGAUUUAGUUUUUUAGUAUUGUAAAGAUACUGCUGACCUGUGCUUCAUUUUUAACUGUGUAAACUUUUUUCCUUUUUUUAUUUUAAACAAAAAGUUUAUCAUUCAAUGAAGUGAAUUUGGAGGGAAAAAAGUUGCAUAACUGUUCAUUAUUAUUUUUUGUUUGUUUCAGAAUUGUAGAUUUUUUUAUGCUGUAGAACUGUUACCUGUAAUAUCUCGCUGUAGAAAUGUUAAAUAAUUUGAAAAUUUGCACAUUUUUGUGCAACCCUAUAUUUAUCUCCAGGACCACAUUCUCAUUUAGAUAAUUGCUUUUACAUUUUGAUUUAUUAUUAUUAUUAUAAAAAUAUGAAAUAUAAAUCAGUUAAUAUACAUAUGGAAGGUUUUGUUUUUUGUUUCUUUUGGAAUCAACAGGGAAGCGCAAAGUAUAAAGCUGCUAUUAACACACACACACACACCUUUCUCUUUAUAUCUAUAAAUAUAUGUAUAUCUCUAUUAUUGUCUCUCUAUCAAUCUACAAUUAUGCACGUAGAUAGAUAGACAGAAAUGCAUAUAUUGCAUAUCAGUUCUUCCAUGGCUUGGAUUUAUUGAAGCAGUGGAGGAGGGGAGGAGAAUCCCAAAUGCUACAUUCAGUCCAUACAAUAUUUCUGAACAUGUCUGCAUCUCAUUGUUUUGCUUUGAGGGCUUUUGUUUCGUUGUCUGUUUUCCAGGGGAAAUGAGGAAUGCACAUCAGUGAUACUUGAAACUCAGUCCUACCCCCCCCAAAAAAAAGAAAAGAAAGAAAAAGAAAAAGAAAAGGAUGGAAAUCAUAUGUACACGCAUCUCACACAUACAAAAACACCUUAGUGUAACACCUUAGUGCAAUAAACAAACCAUACUAAAUAUAGGAAGUGUGCAUGUGGGAAAGGUCAGUGCAUAUUCCCUUAGGAGGGGAGAAUGUUGUAAUAUAAUAGUUGUCAAGAUGUUUUAAAAAUGUAUUCACUUGUAUAAUUGUCUAUAGUAUACGGUAGGACAUCUGCAUUGACGAUGUAUAAUGGGGCAAAGCCAAACUCAUGUUGCUCUGUUGAAUCAGAACUCUUUUUGUGGCAUACAGCAUUAAUGGAAAAUGCUGGGGUUUUUUUAAUUUUAAUUUUUACAUUUAGAGUGCCUUAUAUUUGAUGCCUAUUUUGAUAGCAUUUCUUCGAGUUUUGUUCCGUCUGUAUUUGCAUUAGUUGAACUCACAUUUCUCUUGUGUCACCCUUCCCCCAACCCCCUUUCUUCGAUUAAAAAGCAUUAGCUUUUCAACACAUGUACAAAGAGGUCUUUUAAGAAUAUGCAUUCCUGGUGUUAAAUAUUAAUCCAUGUUUAUCCCAAGCAGUUGGGUAGUCAGGGGCUGUUUAUCCGGGUGCGAGUCCUCCCAGUCUGCUUUCGUAACCAUUGCAUUGGUUAUCAGAAGCCAGGAGCACCGUGCUGAAAAGAGAAGGUAGAUACCCCUUAAUAGACAUCGGAGCAGCGAUUAGAAUGGGUCUUGAUUCAUAUCCAUGCACACGAAUUUUCACUGGAGGCCAAAGCAUGUUCACUUUACUCAGGCUAAAAGGCCUCCUGAAAUAAGCUGGGUCAGGCAAGCGGACAGAGGGCGUAAAUGUAAGGAAGAUUAUAUGUGACCCCCUCAUUGUGGACGGUACAAAACAUUUUGAGGCACUAUAAUGGAAGCCAUUUGCUCUUGCAUUGGUCUGGGUUCAGCCUAGCACCAUGUUGGAACAUAAAUAUCAAAAGAAUUAUUUUAAAUGCGGUUUAAAAAAAAAAAAGGAUCACCAAGGAAGUGAUUAGUUGAUCUUUCUCUCUCUUUUUCCAUGUUUCCCAUCGCUACCAGAAAUAAAUAUAUUAAAAGACCAAACACUAGAAAGCAUUCUAUUUGAGCACUUUUAUAUAUAAAAAUGCAAAAAUGGGGGGGAAAUUAAACAUAUAUAUGUAUAAUAAUAAUAAUAAUAAUAAUAAUAAAGUAUUAUAGAAGGCUACCUCAGAAUGAGAUUCUCUAACUUACAUCAGAAUCAGAGAAGAAUGUGCACUAUAUGUUUCCUUUUGUUUUGUUUUUUAUUUGUUUCUGUCGAAAUAGUAUUUUUUAAAGUGCCAGAUUAUGCAGCGAACUCAUGCUUUUAGCCAAAAGUACCCGUUUUCAGAUACUCACAGUAGGAAAAAAUGCUACAUUUUAGAAGCAUAGAGGAAAGGCAUGUCUGCACAGGAUCUUUCUGUGUUCUGGACUUGUAAGCGCAAGAUUGGAAGUGCGUGACAAAAUGCCAACGACGACCCCAUUUUGCAUGGGAUUCAAGUGCAUCCUUGCUCUGUAUAGAAAUCUGCAGUGGUCACUGCAGACUGCGCAUGGGGGUCAUGUGGCUUAUGAGGUCAGGAUAUACACGGAAGAGCAUAAAAAAAGAAAAUCCACGUGCAGACAUACACUAGGCAGGCCAAUUGCUCAUGAAAACAAUUGGCCUUUUUUCUGCAAAAAAUGAAAACAAAAAUCAUUUGAUUUAUUCAAGAAAAGCGUUGUAUGAAAUCACUAGUGAGUGAGGGGUGAACGUUUUCACGUGACAAGAAGAGGAAGAAAUAGCCGCACAUAUUCCCGUCAAAACUGCUAUUCAGGAGUUGCUUCUAAUGAGGAACUCUCUCCGAAUCAUUGAUGUGCAUUCCAUUUUCUGUAUCUUUGCUGUGCAGUGAUCUCUCUCUCUCUCUCUCUCUCUCUCUCUCUCUCUCUCUCUCUCUCUUUAAUUAGUAGGUGUCAUUAUCUGCCAUUUACCAAGCUCAGAAUUCAGUUUCAUCAGCAUAACCAGUACGGUGCUAUUAUUUACCUAUGUAUGUGUAGUUAUGUAUAAUUUUGUAAUUAGUUAACAAUGGAGAAAUACGCAAAAUAUAUAAAAAAUUAUUUGUACAGAACUUUUAUUUUAGCUCCUUUUUUUAAUAAAAAAGAAAGAAAAAAAAACCUGGUUUGCAUGGUUAGACGUUGGCAAGGAUGGCUGGGGGAAGGAAGGGUUUACUCUAGGGAGAUUUGCACUUUCUAUACCUUUGUACUAUGCACUGCCCUAUUGAUUCUACACCCAAUAGUAUUAUUACUUGAACCCAUCUGUAAGGAAAACUGCUUAUGAAAAUCCACUUGUGUGUAUGUAAAUAACACAAAACAUGUUUGAAGGGGGGGAGGGCAUUUGCAGGGGCAACAACAAGAUGCAAGUUCCCUCCUCCUUAUAAUUUUAUUUUCUCCCCCGCUCCUCUUAUGGUUUUGUGAUCUCUCUUUUCGUUUUCGAGUGCCCUGAUACUCCCAACAGAAUAUCAGAAGGCUGCAGCUCCCGUCAUCCAUCUUGUUACGUGGCUUUGCCAUUCAAGCUUGGAGUGUCUUUACAAAGAUAAUACAAGUUGUGUUCUUUGCUCUCGUUUUGGAUGCCUAGACUGAAAACAAAAACAACAAAAAAAUCAAAAUAAAAAAAUUACCUUGUAAAAUGGCUUGUUAAAAAAAAUACAAUUACCUCUAAUUAGUAGUACGCGUAAAUGUUUUACAGAAUGAAAGGCGUGCUUUUUAUUUUCUUACUUCGUUACAUUGGUGGCGAAAGAAAGUCUGUAUGAAAAUCAGUUAUUUGCUGACACAAGUUCCAUUUGUUACAAAAGAAUUCUAAUAAAAAUGUCAGUGUUA
Messenger RNA from Podarcis raffonei (Aeolian wall lizard), 10850 nucleotides. RefSeq names its product protein tyrosine phosphatase receptor type D (gene PTPRD). The transcript is spliced from 44 exons. The record is from RefSeq and is a predicted model, not a curated record. Lineage: Eukaryota; Metazoa; Chordata; Lepidosauria; Squamata; Lacertidae. Gene Ontology annotation, biological process: peptidyl-tyrosine dephosphorylation; synaptic membrane adhesion. Gene Ontology annotation, molecular function: protein binding; protein tyrosine phosphatase activity. The coding region runs from base 799 to 6678 and encodes 1959 amino acids.